UUUUUUUGUCCGAGCCUAUUAUCACUAUAAAAACGUAACACUAUGUCUGAACCUAGUACACCUUAUACUCCAGCUUCCACCUCCACUACUGUUGCUAGAAAUGAGACGCUUACGUUAGCGGACAAAAUCAAAAAAUAUGACACGACCAAGCUUGUAGAUUUAUUGCGUGAGGAAAAAGACUUAGGUCUUAACGAUGAAGACUUGGAGAUAAUUUGCAAGAGGAAAAUUAAUGGCUGGGCUUUCCUCAAGAUGGACCAACAAGAUUUCAGAGAUAGUGGGUUUAAAAUAGGAACAGCAAUAGUACUCGCGGACUUCGCUGAGAAGUGUAAAGAGAAAAAGAAGCGUGCAAUCGAUGAAAGUUCUAAGGAGUUCAAGCUCUGCAUAGAUGACAUUCUUCGUAGGAUAAAAAAUAUGGGGCCAGUCGUAGAUAGUAAUGAGGCUAUGCGUUGUAAGUACAUUUCUACGAUUCUUUAUACCGCUGUUAGCAUCCUCGGAGGAUUGGUGAUCUUGCCUCAGAUGAAUGUAUCUGGUGAAGAAAAUUCCAGCUGUGUAGAUUAUGCGAUCAAGAAAAUACUGGAUGAUUUGCUUGAAAAAAUAAUAUGCAUAACUGAAGGAAAGCAAAACCAGCUGGGAAAAGGUGUGGCACAAAAUCUAAUGCAAUGUCGAAGUUCGUGCGAAAUGAAUUUAGAUACGCUCAAGAAAAAGCGUAAGACUGAAGAAGCAUUCAAGGAGUAUGAAUAUGUCUAUGGUAUCGUCACAACAGCCACAGACUGGUAUUUCAUUCUACAUAGCACCGAGGCUAUCUAUUGUACGAGCAAGACUGAGUAUCACAUCUCCCUAACUGAACCGAUUUACGUAAAAAUGUGAAGAGGAUUUUAGAGGUUAUAGUGGGCUUGUUAAAAGAUAGGGUAACAGCUAGUGAAGAAUUUGCAAAUAAGAAGCGCUGUGUAAAAGAGAUAAUAAAGAAAAAACAAUUGUAUAGGAGACUAGUGUAGAUGUCAUGUAUCACGGGCUAAGUCUCGAACAUUUGUAUUUAUUUUU
Molecule: messenger RNA, 1041 nt
Organism: Rhizophagus irregularis DAOM 181602=DAOM 197198
Lineage: Eukaryota; Fungi; Glomeromycota; Glomeromycetes; Glomerales; Glomeraceae
Source: RefSeq, a predicted model, not a curated record